GCAUCUUUGUGCCAUUCAUCAAUCCAUCCAGAAAAAAUAGAGUAGAAAAACUUAUGUCUACAGAUUAUAUUAUGAAAUAUUCAAAUUUCUCUUUGGUUACAAUUUUAAGAAUAGUUUUUGAAUUAUUUUUUUAUUUAUAAAAAACAUAAAAUGAGUCAUCAAUGAUUUUUUUUUUUCUUUUGCUAGAAGUAGCUUAUGACAGCUCUUCCUUAGAAUAAUUAUGCCUGGUAUAAAUAAAUUUGCAUGGUAUAAGCAUUCUCUACUUGUGACUGUUUUCUAAUUGUUUGGCAGAGACUUAUACCAAGUCUUGUACCAAAUGCUAAUCGUAGCCACCUUGAUACAGCCCCAAUAUAUUAAUGUCUUGACAAAUCUUAGCCAGUAAAAGGUAGAUGGACGGCUGUGACAGAAUAUCAUUAAAAACCCCUCGCUAACCCGAACCUUUUUGUUGCGUGGUGGACGAUGAAGGAGUGGAUGGAGGAGAGAGAGCGGUAAAGAGAGCAGACAGAUGGAGAAGCAAUACCGGCCGUUGAUCGUGGCGAUGAAGGGUCACCCUGGAACUGGGAAGUCCACCGUCGCACGUGACGUCGCCGCCGCCCUCCGCUGCCCUCUCCUCGACAAGGACGACGUCCGCGACUGCACCCUCCCCGUCCAGCAAUCUCUUGCCGCCGCCGCCUCCUCCGUCGGCGGCGCCGCCGCGUUGUUGAACGAUCUCUCCUAUUCGGUGCUGUGGCGGAUGGCCGAGACCCAGCUCCGCCUCGGCCUCACCGUCGUCAUCGAUUCCCCCCUCUCCCGCCGGGCCCACCUCGACCGCCUCCUCGACCUGGCCCGCCGCGCCGGAGCCAGCGUCGUCAUCGUCGAGUGCCGGCCGUCCGAUGAGGCCGAGUGGCGCCGACGUCUUGAGUCGAGGGGCGCCGCCGCGUCGGCGGAGGACGGCGGCUGGCACAAGCCCACCAGCUGGGCGGAGCUCCAGAGGCUAGUGGAGGGGUACGGCGGCUGCACGGAUUUUGAUGUCGGCGAGGUGCCGAGGCUCGUCGUCGACACCACCUUGGCGGCCGCCGGUGCGGAGGUCUCGGCGGCGGUUGUGGAGUUUAUUCGGUCUAAUGCUGAUGGAUAAACACGGAGAUUUUUUUUCUGUCUUUUGGUUUUAAUCUUUGGAGUGGAUGUGAGGUGACCCGAUAAUACUUGGUCUUUUUCCUUUGUAUGUUUCUUGUUAUCCAUUAUUAAAUAAAAAAUUUAUAUAUAUAUA
Elaeis guineensis (African oil palm) is the source of this 1246-nucleotide messenger RNA. NCBI's taxonomy places the organism in Eukaryota, Viridiplantae, Streptophyta, Magnoliopsida, Arecales, Arecaceae. The record is from RefSeq and is a predicted model, not a curated record.